Pocillopora meandrina is the source of this 439-nucleotide messenger RNA. Lineage: Eukaryota; Metazoa; Cnidaria; Anthozoa; Scleractinia; Pocilloporidae. The record is from the annotation of a GenBank genome assembly.
AUGGUACACCUCUACACCUACGGUCUUUUGGUAUCAAUGUAUUCAUUGUUGGUAUUUCACACCCUAUCCUACCCUACAAUGUCCCCAUUGUAAUUGUGCAUUACGUCAGCUUGUUAAUGAAGAACGAAUGGGUAUCUCCUAACUCACAUCACAUCUGUAUAAAAGUAAAGCACAAGGUCAAUACGUUCCAACCCGGGGUCUUCUUUGGCAUAUCGAUGACACUUUAGACACCAUAGAGAAUGAAGCAGACGACGACGAUCUGAGACAUAUGUUAAAAGAAGAUUACACACUACCUCCUGACGAAAACGAUCCCGAGUAUGUAGAAAAGAGAAAUCGAGUCAUGGAUGCAUUGAUGGAUUUCCUCAGACUUUUGGUAGAAAGAGAAAUGAAUCGCGAACCCUGCGAUUGUGAAGAAUGUAGAGAUACACCGGAACGAUAA